Messenger RNA from Aureobasidium vineae, 411 nucleotides. NCBI's taxonomy places the organism in Eukaryota, Fungi, Ascomycota, Dothideomycetes, Dothideales, Saccotheciaceae. The record is from the annotation of a GenBank genome assembly.
AUGACAGACAAUCAAUUACUAGACCUUGCUACUCCCUCGGCAUGUAUCGCAGGUGAGUGGGUGAUGAUACCGAUGAUGCAAAUGAGCAGAGAACUGAGUAGGCCGGANGACUUCUGCUUGAUACCGCUAGGCACACCUACCGCAUCCGUGUCCAAAGAGGUCUCGCAGGUGCAGCGCCUGCUCAANAAGAGUGGUCUCGUGUACCAUAUGCACUCUGCUGGAACAACAGUUGAGGGCCCCUGGGAUGACGUUAUGCGUGUGAUUGGUCAGGCCCACUCGUUGCUACACGAGAACGGUGUUGUCAGGAUUCAGAGCGAUAUCAGAGUUGGAUCGAGAAUAGACAAGAAGCAGACAGCCGAGGACAAGGUUGCUGCUGUCAGGGCUAUCUUGGACCAGGAUGAACAGGCAUAA